Geosmithia morbida is the source of this 2133-nucleotide messenger RNA. RefSeq lists its product as uncharacterized. Gene Ontology annotation, biological process: adenylate cyclase-activating G protein-coupled receptor signaling pathway. Lineage: Eukaryota; Fungi; Ascomycota; Sordariomycetes; Hypocreales; Bionectriaceae. The transcript has 4 exons. Gene Ontology annotation, molecular function: G protein-coupled receptor activity. Gene Ontology annotation, cellular component: plasma membrane. The record is from RefSeq and is a predicted model, not a curated record. The coding region runs from base 1 to 2133 and encodes 710 amino acids.
AUGGCGGAUGUCGACCAGUUGACCAAGGACCAGAUCUUGGCCAUCGUCGCUCUCGAACGUACAGGAGGAAGUACCAGUCUCAUCGCAGUCUUUUGCAUCUUUGUGGCCUACUGGACCAUCCCCGAGGUUCGAAAUGUGCAGAAUACCUUCAUCGUGUUUGCCAGCGUGGCCAAUGUUGGGGCUAGUGCCGCGAGCAUCAUUGCCAGGGAUGGACUGGUAAAGGGGGAUGAUUCGGGCCUCUGCCAGGUCCAGGGUUUUCUAUUCGAGAUGUCAGUUUGUUUUCCUUGGCCCUUUCUUUUACUCCCAUACCCCCCUCUUGUACGUGACGGCCCUCCUUGCGAGUUCCGGUGUGCCCUCCUUGUAUUUCUUCCUCUCUUGGUCUUGGUCUCGACAGAGGGAAUGCAGCAUGUCGGAACCGUGACGAUAGAGGAUGCUGACGCAUCGAAAACACAUCGCAGGUUCAUGCAAUCUGACCCCUGGUGGUCCCUGGCCAUGGCCGCCAACGUCUUCCUCGUCUUUUACUUCCGCGCCUCCCCUGAUGGAUGGGACGAUAUUCGCAUCUACUCAUACUACAUGCUGAUCUGGAUCUGUAUCCUCGGAUCCAUCAUACUCUACUUCCUGGUGGGAUACCACGUCUUUCGGUCUCGGAACAUUAUACAAAGCUUCACUGCCCCCUACACGAGCCCUGAUACCACGGCUACGACGACGACUACAGUCACCAGUCAGCCGGAUGAUGCAAGCCUUGCUAACAUGCUCCGUCACCAGCAAUCACCUCACUUUCGACUACCACGUGUGCCCCAGGGUGGCUUCUACGGCACCGUCGUCACGGAAGUGCAGGUCACCCACUCUGUCCUGGGCGUCUCACAACCUCGUACGGCUUCGCCAUCGUCACCCGCCUAUCCUGGGAGGGCUCACAUGCCCACCCUAUCCUUUGACGCCGGUGCGCCAGGCCGCGAGACGCCGGUGAUGGCAGCACGGGCCCCUUGCUUCUCGGCGGUCGUCACGUCCGAGCUUUCCGGGGACCAGAUGGGAGGAGGGGGAGAUGUUUCGGAGGAUCAGCAGCACGGGCAGCAGGACGGAGUGGUGGUGCCGGGUGGCUGCCGCGCCGGCUGGGGCAGGUGGAUACUCGGAAGUAAAACACAGCCGUCCGGCGGGAGCAUGUCGGCGGCAACGUCCGAGGGCGCCGAGGGGGUCGGGGGCGCCAACCCGGGCCGGCUCUCGCGCACGAAGCGUUCCCUGGUGGACAGGUUCCUCGUGGCGGACCCGAUCAAGAGCGCGUACCUGCGCACGAGCUUCCUCUUCACGCUAAGCGUCCUGGUGACGUGGAUCCCGAGUAGUAUGAACCGGAUCCACAGCUGGCUGACGGGCGUGUCGCCCUUUGAGUACCACGUCGCUACGGCGGCUGUGCUGCCGCUGCAGGGGCUCUGGAACGCCGUCAUCUUCUUCGUCACCAGCAGCAGGACCAUAAGAAGGUGGGUCCGGCAGAGGCGCGGGCUCCAGGGGGACGGUCGCCACAUGCAUCACGAUGACGGACCCGCUGUCGAGGGGGUGGUGGGGCCUGCGCCGAGCGGCGCCGAGGGAGCUGUCAUCAGCUCGCACCACAACCGGCCUUCCCUGUAUGAGACUGAUGAGGAGUCGGCCUCGUCGCUGGUGAGUGAUGUGGAAAUGAGGGAGCUGGCGGGCCAGCCGAGCAAGAGAUCAACCAUCGGCAGAUCUGGUCCUGAAUGGCGGGGUCUCGACCUCACCGGGGGUGACGCGGAAGCGCACACCAACGGUCUGAUCGGCAUCGACCCAGAGGAUCUGGUUGCUGCUGGCGCCGGUCUGGGCCGCCUUGUCGGAGACGGCCAUGUCGUCGAGCCAGUUUCUCCACACGCGCAGGACCCCCUCGCCGACAUUGAUGUGGCUCUUGAAGAGGCCCGGUCGGGGGCCGGCCUUGACGACAUUGGUCACGGCGCAGAGCUGGGAGAACAGCUGGCCGUCGUCGAGGAAGAUAUCCUGGCAGGCCGUGUCAGCCACGUCGCCCUGGGGGGCAGACGAGUUGACGCUCUCCCGGCGCUGCUGCUGCCACUGCUGCCGCUGCUUGCGCAGCUGCAGAAUCUGCCGUUGUCGCUCGUCCAGGACGGGGCGGAAUGA